AUGGGCAGCAUUUCUCCGGAGGAAGCGAAGCUCAGGUUCAAGACGCCAUGGAUCGAAACACCUUUGGUUGAAUCUGCGAGUCUAUCCCGUGCAGCAGGCUGCAGGAUCUUCCUGAAACUCGAAAACGUCCAACCUAGCGGAUCCUUCAAGUCCCGCGCUAUGGGCAAUCAAAUUCUUUCCCAUCUCGUCAAGCCGGAGAAUGUCGGCCGGCCAGUGCACUUCUACGCUUCAUCCGGGGGCAAUGCUGGCCUCGCUGCUGUAUGUGCCGCCCGGAGCUUAGGGUACCCAUGCACGGUGGUCGUGCCGCUAUCGACGAAGCCCUUGAUGGUCAAUAAGCUGCGUGCAGCCGGCGCCUCAGACAUCAUCCAGCACGGGGAAACGUUUUCCGAGGCUGGGGAAUACAUGCGUGAAGUAAUCAUGAAGGGAGGGGAUAGUGAUGCCAAAAUGGAUGUGGUCAAAAUUGCCCUCCAUCCCUUCGACAACGAGCCCAUUUGGGAGGGAAACAGCACAAUUGUUGAUGAGCUCGCCACUCAGCUGCCGCCUGUUUCAACCAGAGAAGAAGCAAUUGCCUACAACGGUCGUGCCUUGCCGUUGGAUGCGGUGAUCUGCAGUGUUGGCGGUGGCGGCCUGCUGAACGGCCUAGUCAUGGGUCUGGAAAGACGUAGACAAAUACAGAAACAGAGCUCCCACUACAGCAGCAGCAGCACCACCACCACCACCACAGUAUUCCAACAAGACCCUGUUCACCUCCUAGCCAUUGAAACAGAUGGCACAGAUUCCCUCGCUCUCGCCAUCGCCCAGAAAUCCCUCGUCUCUCUCCCUAAGAUCACCUCUCAAGCUACCUCAUUGGGUGCCAUCCGGGUUUCGGAAAGGACCUUCAAAUACGCCAUCUCUCCUCCUCCAGGCAUUGCCGUUCACAGUGCUGUCCUUUCAGACGCCGAUGCAGCGCGCGGUGUGCUCCGUCUCGCAGACGACGAAAGGCUGCUGGUGGAGUUAGCCUGCGGUGUCUGUGUCGAGGCAGCCAUCGGCGACGCAGCCAAGGCACGGGGCGCAGCAUCAACACCGGCUCUAUCUGCAUCCGAACAGCCAUCAGUGGCAGGAAAGAAACGAAAGAGAACCCAGACAGAGUACUGCCAUCGGGACGAGGGGUACGGCGAUGACCGAUUGUCAUCCGGGGAGAACGAGGCGGUGUCGGACGAGACCGGAAAUCGGCCUCCAGCACAAGCUAACCAGUCUUCAGCAUCGCCGGGAGAAUUCCAGUCCAAGCUGAAACAACUAGUCCCCAACCUGCAAGCCGACAGUCGAGUGGUAAUCAUCGUCUGUGGUGGCAGCAACGUCACCAUCGAUAUGGCGGGAGAAUGGCGGAAGAUGUUGCAGGAGGGAUGGGGACGUUAA
This is a messenger RNA of Aspergillus clavatus NRRL 1, 1395 nucleotides long. Its product is annotated as putative L-serine dehydratase. Gene Ontology annotation, biological process: L-serine catabolic process; L-threonine catabolic process. Gene Ontology annotation, molecular function: pyridoxal phosphate binding; L-serine ammonia-lyase activity; threonine deaminase activity. NCBI's taxonomy places the organism in Eukaryota, Fungi, Ascomycota, Eurotiomycetes, Eurotiales, Aspergillaceae. The transcript has a single exon. The coding region runs from base 1 to 1395 and encodes 464 amino acids. The record is from RefSeq and is a predicted model, not a curated record.